AUGAGGGGUAGAAGUCCAGAGAGACGGGACAUACUGCUGGUGGAGAGAGAGGAGGCGCCUGCCAGUGGUGUCGGCAGUCGGUCGGAGCGGCGUCUGCCCCCAGCGGGAGACGUCGCUCUGGCAAGAGCAAGGGGGGCAGGGGCGGUGGUGGAGGCGGCGGGGGCGGUGGAGGCGGAGGUAGAGGCAGCGGCGGAGGUGAGGGUGGUAGCGGGAGUAGUGGCGGGAGUGGAGGUGUCGGCGGAGGCAGUGGAGGUGUCGGCGGAGGCAGUGGAGGCGGGGGCGGCAGCGGCGGUGGUAGUGGGGGUGGAGGCGGAGGCGGCGGUGGCGGCGGCGACGGUGGGAGUGGCGGUGGCGGUGGAGGUGGUGGCGGCGGCGGCCGAGGAGGCGGCGGAGGAGGCGGCGGAGGUCGUGGCGCGCCGAGGAGGAGUGGCUCCGGUGGUGGUGCUGGUGAGGCGGUUGCUCUAG
Molecule: messenger RNA, 465 nt
Organism: Closterium sp. NIES-65
Lineage: Eukaryota; Viridiplantae; Streptophyta; Zygnematophyceae; Desmidiales; Closteriaceae
Source: the annotation of a GenBank genome assembly